GAGAGAUAGAGAGAUAGUGAGAGAGAGAGAGAGAGAGAGAGACAGAGAGAGAGACAGAGAGAGAGAGAGGGGAAGGAAACCCCACAUAAAGAGACAGAAGAGAGCCCUUCCUGGAACUCUCCAGUCCUCUCUGACUGCCGCCGCUCACUGAGGGAGAAAGACAGUAGUGUUUUAAAGAGGAACAGAGUACCUGGUUGUUAUUCUGCUGAGGGCUGAGACAAACAGAGGAGAAGAAGACAUGUCUGGUCAUUUACUAAGGAGAAACUCCAGCAAGGAAGGUCUGCAGAACCUGCUCAGGGUGACGGCCCAGCGCAGUAUUGAGGAUGCUGAGGAGAUAGAGCGGGAACGGAGACGAAGGGCCAGGGAGAGACAGGGAGACCAGGACCCCCACACCCACACUGGCCCAGCCAGCACCACCAGCCCCACACCGGACAAUAGGCUCCCGGAGCUAUAUCCAAUGUGUGAGAGUGAGCUGAAGGCUAGUGGCUGCCAGUUGGCUCUGGAGGAGGACGAGGGCUUCAGUGACUGGACCCAGAGGUUGGAGAAACGCAGACAGCGCCACCUGGAGGAACAGGAGUCCUCGGAGGACCAUCAGCCCCAGCAGCAGAAUCAACCCCAGAAUCACCCCCAGCCCCAGCAGCAUCACCCCCAGCAGCAUCACCCCCAGCAGCAUCACCCCCAGCAGCAGCUUCAACCCCAGCAGCAUCACCCCCAGCAGCAGCAGAAUCAGCCCCAGCAGCAUCAACCCAAGCAGCAGCAGCAGCCCCAGCUGCUCAGGCUAAACAGAGCCUCCCCAAUCAGGCCCUGCUUGAAGACACGUCCUGGACCUGGGCCCGAGGAGAGGGAGGAGAAGGAUGUAGAGUGGGAACGAAGAGCCAGCAACAAGACACAAGACACUUCAAGAAGAGUAACAGAUGACAAGGUCGUGGAGAAGAAGAAAUCUGAGCUGAAGAUCUCCUACACCUCUAAAGUCAUGAGACACGUCAACAGUAAUGGGGAAGCAGCUGGAGCAGAAGUGACCUCAUACCUCGUUGCAGGGAAACUGUCUCCAAGUCGUAGUGGCAGCUUGGGAGGGCAGAGACCGGAGGAGGUGGAUGGAGAGGUUCCCGGGGGGCAGCUGGAGACAGAGAAGACACCAGGCCAGGGACAGAGCACCCUGGAACAGCUGAAACAGAGACAGCAGGAGGACCAGGAGGAGAUGGAGGAGUUGAACCGCAGGAGAGAGGAGAAACGCAGAGCCAGGGAGGAGGAGGAGCACCAGAGAGAGAAAGAGGAGCAGCACAGACAGGAGCAGGAGGAGGAGGAGAGGAAGAGGGUGAAAGACGGGAUAGAGAGUAGGAGGAUGGCGGCUUCAGAGAGAAGGAUGAAGAACCUCAGUAUUUCCAGCAUUGAGGGAGACGAGUCCUUCAGCCCCUUCAGUCCCAUGAGCCCCACCUUCAAGAAUGACACCGAGGAGAGGAUGAUGUCUGAGAACACCGGCACGAUCAACGAGAGGACUGAGUCUCUGAACCGCUCUCUGCAGAAAAGCAACAGCAUCAAGAAGACCCAGCCUCCCAUCCCCAUCUCCAAGAUCGACAACAGGCUGGAACAGUACACUCAUGCCAUAGAGACGUCCUCUAUGGAAGCCAAAGCAGCCAGGCAGCAGGCUCUGGCGGACCUGCCCAGUCCCACUGAGCCUGUGGCCUCCAAGAAGAAUCUGUUUGAGGCCGGGGAAGCUUGGAGCCAGCCGCCCAGGGAAACACCUUCCAAGGAUACAGAGGGUCUGAAUGUAGGCGUGGCCGACCUCAUCCACCAAUGGGUGAAAGGGAACCCAGACGGAAGCUGCAAAAGCCUCUCCAAGCCAGCAGAGGUGAAGGCCGGUGAUGUUCUGAGCAAGAAGAACCUCUGGGAGAAUCUAGGAGACUCUUCCCCGUCUGGGAGAGCAGGGAAGGGAGCUUCCUCUGGUAAAAAGUACAAAUUUGUGAUGAUGGCUCAGGAGAGCAAGUAUGAGAAGGUUCAUCAUGUCGGUGAUGAUGAUUACAACGAGCACACAAACGGGAAAUCAAUCGGGCCUACGUAUCCUUCUGCUGCCUUCUAUUGA
Messenger RNA from Oncorhynchus masou masou (cherry salmon), 2080 nucleotides. RefSeq names its product non-muscle caldesmon-like. The coding region runs from base 239 to 2080 and encodes 613 amino acids. The record is from RefSeq and is a predicted model, not a curated record. Gene Ontology annotation, biological process: muscle contraction. Lineage: Eukaryota; Metazoa; Chordata; Actinopteri; Salmoniformes; Salmonidae. The transcript has 14 exons. Gene Ontology annotation, molecular function: calmodulin binding; myosin binding; actin binding.